AUGUUGGAUAAAAUGAGGAAAAUGGGUUUUGUGCUGGACAUUUCUGUUUAUGGCGUGCUACUAGAAGAGUUGUGUAAGAAUAAGGAGAUAGAGAAAGCUAUGCAGCUGUACGAGGAUAUGAAUGAUUCGGGAAUCUGUCCUAAUAUUAAAAUACUUAUAUAUGACCUUAUAUCUUGCGUGCGUGAUGAAAGAGAUAUGAUUCGAAUAGUUGAGGAUAGGUACGAGAGUCUUGAUCUGAAAGCUAGGCUGAUUUUAUAUAUUUCUAUGCUGAAAGGACUAGAUAACAAUGGUUCAACUGAUAAGGCAUACCAUCUACUUUGUGCAUCAACGGGUCUUGAAUCUGCUGGUGAUUUUAAUGAGGGCAGUCUUUUUUUCAUGAAGGAACUUGCUUGUCCUGAUACCGUUUCUUUCAAAUUAGUUGUUGAUGGUUUGUGUUGGGCGGAUAGGUUGGAAACGGCUCUCGGAUUGUUUAGAGAUAUGGACCGUAUUAGUUGUAAAUGCAGUGUGCUACUUUACAAUAAUUUAAUUGAUUCUUUGAGCAGGUCCGGUAGAUUUGAUGAAUGUUUUGAGCUUUUGAAUGAGGUGAAACAAUCAGAAUUUCAGCCAACACAUUACACAUACAACUCAAUUUUUGGAUGUUUAUGUGAGCAAGGGGAUGAUAAAGGCACCCUUGCUAUGGUGAGGGAGAUGAGUGUGCAUGGUCAUCAACCUUGGAUAAAAUAUUACACACUAUUCAUGAAGAAACUUUGCAAAGAUGGGCGAGCAGCCAAAGCUUCUAACUUUCUUGCUGACAUGGUUCAAGAAGGAUUUCUCCCUGAUGUAGUUGGUUAUUCGGUGAAUCUCUAA
Lycium ferocissimum is the source of this 846-nucleotide messenger RNA. Its product is annotated as putative pentatricopeptide repeat-containing protein At5g08310, mitochondrial. The record is from RefSeq and is a predicted model, not a curated record. NCBI's taxonomy places the organism in Eukaryota, Viridiplantae, Streptophyta, Magnoliopsida, Solanales, Solanaceae. Bases 1 to 846 code for a protein of 281 amino acids. Gene Ontology annotation, molecular function: protein binding. The transcript has a single exon.